CCCCGCGCAGCGGCGGCGCGGAGCGGCCGCGGGGCCCGGCGGGCGGCGGAGCGCAGGGGCGCGGCCCCCCCGGGACCCGCAGCCCCCGGCCAUGGACUGGGCAGCCCUGGAGAGGCACCUGGCCGGGCUGCAGUGCCGGGAGCAGGAGCGCAAGGCGCGGGCCAGCCCCGCCUCGGCCCAGAAGAAUGAGCGUGAGUCCAUCAGGCAGAAGUUGGCUCUGGGCAGUUUCUUCGACGAUGGCCCCGGGCUCUACACGAGCUGCAGCAAGAGCGGCAAGCCCAGCCUGUCCUCCCGGCUACAGAGCGGGAUGAACCUGCAGAUCUGCUUCGUCAACGACAGCGGCAGCGACAAGGACAGCGACGGCGAUGACAGCAAGACAGAGACCAGCCUGGACACGCCCUUGUCACCCAUGAGCAAGCAGAGCUCGUCCUACUCGGACAGAGACACGACGGAGGAGGAGUCGGAGUCCCUGGAUGACAUGGAUUUCCUCAGCAGGCAGAAGAAGCUCCAGGCUGAAGCCAAGAUGGCCUUGGCGAUGGCAAAGCCCAUGGCCAAGAUGCAGGUGGAGGUGGAGAAGCAGAACAGGAAGAAGUCGCCGGUGGCAGAUCUUCUGCCACAUAUGCCUCACAUAAGUGAAUGCCUGAUGAAGAGGAGUUUGAAACCCGCUGACCUGAGGGACAUGACCAUCGGGCAGCUCCAGGUGAUAGUCAACGACCUGCACUCCCAGAUCGAGAGCUUGAACGAGGAGCUGGUGCAGCUGCUGCUGAUCCGGGACGAGCUGCACACGGAGCAGGAUGCCAUGCUGGUGGACAUCGAGGACCUCACCAGAUGUUGGCGAACCCAAUGGGAAGAAUGAUGAUGUCUAACUCUAUUUCAGAAGGCUGAAUGAUUGCUUUAUUAUAAUUAUGUUAUAAUACAUUAAUAUGCUAUAUAAAAGAGGAUACUAAAUACUACAUGCUACUUUCUCUAACUAUCAUAUCUCACUCACUCACAACUCGUGACCCUGUUCUCCAGAGCCCAGAUUGGCUCUCAGGCUCAAACAAUCCACCAUGGUCUAACCAAGUGAUCACUUCAGGUAAACAAUUCUCCAAACACAUUCCACAAGAGAAAAACAAGGAGCAGAAAUAGAAAUUGUUUUCUCUUUCAUUUCUCUCUGUGCACCCCAAUAAAAAAUCCUGAGAGAGAGAGAGAGAGAAAUGUGCUUGCCACAGUGGUUUUCCCUGGGAAAACACCAUUCCCAGCUGGCUGCUUUCCCAGCUUUUCCUUGGAAACCAGGGAUUAACAGCCCCUUGCUGUCCCCAGGCACGCCGAGAGCCAGCAGAAGCACCUGGCAGAGAAGAUGCCAGCCAAGUGAAUCCCUCCUCCUGCCUCUGUCCUGCCCAGGGAAUUCCCAGUGUUGCUCCAUUGACCAUGUCCCAAGCUUUCUGUCUGGUGAUUGGCCUCUGCUUCUUAAUUUAUUUUAAUUUUUUUACUCGUGCCACUAAAUAUCAGGCAUUUUAAUAAUAAUAAUAAUAAUAAUAAUAUUAUUAUUACAGAAACAAAGAGAAUUGUACAGUACUUAUAACAUUAUAAAUCAUGGGCGAGAAGAGAGGGUAGCUUAACUUUAUUUUUGGUCGUUUUAGAGAUUUUUUUUUUUUAUUUUAUUUUUUUUUUUUUUGGGGUUGGAAGAUAUUUUACCAUUGACUACUUUUUUAUUCCUCACUGUAGUUUUGAAAUAAAAGAACCUGUUCUUGACGGUGCUAUACAAGCCAACAAAAAAAUCCAUGCCUGCCUCGUGGUGACGUCGUAGCUUUCAGUAAUCUGUACAUUUUACUCAGUUCUCAGCAUUUUGGGGAAUGUUGGCUACCUGACAUUCAUUUUUAGGUGUGCUGUUAACACUCGGUGGGGUGCAGAGAGUUGGAAGUUUUCUGUAUAAAGCUGUAAAAUAAAAAUUACCACCAUUGUUUCCUA
Molecule: messenger RNA, 1950 nt
Organism: Vidua macroura (Pin-tailed whydah)
Lineage: Eukaryota; Metazoa; Chordata; Aves; Passeriformes; Viduidae
Gene: SCHIP1
Product: schwannomin interacting protein 1
Exons: 7
Coding region: 92-856 (254 amino acids)
Biological process (GO): positive regulation of hippo signaling
Cellular component (GO): plasma membrane; cell junction
Source: RefSeq, a predicted model, not a curated record